Molecule: messenger RNA, 606 nt
Organism: Coccinella septempunctata (seven-spotted ladybird)
Lineage: Eukaryota; Metazoa; Arthropoda; Insecta; Coleoptera; Coccinellidae
Exons: 2
Coding region: 151-468 (105 amino acids)
Source: RefSeq, a predicted model, not a curated record
UUAUCAUAUCCAGGCCCUACCUAACAAUCCGUAUCAUUGUUUAUGUAAGUACUGCCACUUCCAUGCAAGGACAAUUGGAAGUCAUUUUCCUAUAUAAAGAAAGAAAAAUCUGGUAUAUGUAUCAUUCUUCUGAUAAUUCUUCAUCUCAUCAUGAAACUCUUGUUCAUCGCUUUCUUCGCCUCAUUGGCCACCUUGAGCUACGGCUCAAUCCACGGAGCUCUGGUCGGACCCUCCGGAGUAGUGACCGCAGCUGGAGCCAUUGGACCCGUUGGAAACAGCCUGGCCUGGGGCCAUGGACCCUGGGGCUGGGGCGGACUUGGCUGGGCUGGACACGGUGGAGCUGCUGUCGUGGGGCCUGCUGCCGCCCCCGCCGUAGUGGCUGGACCUGCUGGAGCCAUCGCAACUUCCGGAGUUUGGGGUCAUGGUCUUGGUCUUGGCUUGGGCCAUGGUCAUUGGUGGCGUAAAUGAGGGGAGACGAUGCAGUGAUACCACCAAUUGAUGUUCGGCGGAAUGUCAAGUACUUGCGAGAGUAUUUCAACCUGAUUGUCUGAUAACGAAUGUAAUAUAAGCUGAGAUUGUCAAUAAAACUUGAUGAGCAUCCAGAAA